Copidosoma floridanum is the source of this 1352-nucleotide messenger RNA. RefSeq lists its product as uncharacterized. The record is from RefSeq and is a predicted model, not a curated record. NCBI's taxonomy places the organism in Eukaryota, Metazoa, Arthropoda, Insecta, Hymenoptera, Encyrtidae.
ACGACGAAGACGACCAAGUUUCGCCGACUUCCCGGGCAGCGAGCCUCUCGGCUUGCAGAACCGUACGAACUUUUACCGCGGUCGCAUCUCUCGAGCGGCGUCGCCCAGCGUUUUUACAUUUUUGUUUUACCUUUUUUUUGUUUUUUUUUUUUUUUUUUUUUUUUUUUUUUUUUUCCUUCGUUUGUUUCAAUUUCACUCACGCGCGUUGUUUGUACCUAUUAUCUCUCUCUCUCUCUCUCUCUCUCUUUGUUUUGCGUCGCUGUAUAUACACAUACGAUACGCCUGUUGCGCACUCAACCGAGCAAGCAACACUAGUUGGCCCAAGCACCAGGAGAGAGACGCACACGAUCGACCGAGUCCGUGAGUUAAGCUUCGACCAACAACAAGAUGGUUUACGAGAGCGAUUUCUACACAACCCGACGACCCUACUCGUCGUCGUCCCGGCCCUACGUGUCGUCGUACUCAGUUACGCCGCUGCUGCGGGUCCCAUAUUACCUGUACGACCCCUACGUCUUCCGAUACUACGUGAGGUCGUUGCCUCACAUGCCGUAUACGGCGCACCGGAAGCUCGUAACGAUCGUGCGUACGGUGCCGGUGCGGAUUUACCACGCCGGCGCGUACUGGCCCGUCGUCAAGACAAUUAGGCUGCACGCUAAAGUCAGGCCCAGCAUCAUAGCGGCAGAGCUCAACAGGAUACGCUACCUCACCAGGCCCUCCUUCAACUCGUACGUCGAGCAGUACCUUAACUCCAAGGGGUUCACCGAUUUCGAUGACGAAGCAAAGGAUAUCCGCGCAAAGACGGCUAAACUCCUCCGCAACAUUCACGUCUUUGUUCCACGACCCUCCAUUAGCGAUUACGACGAGCACACGCUACCCGAGCGUCUGCGCAGCGACGACUACGUGAGGCGCAUAAUCAACGCGAAAAAUGCGCGCAAGGACAUCGAGAGCCUGCCGUGGUACUCGAGCCCGCAGAAGCGCUCGAUAGGCGAGGGCCACCUGGCGUGUAUCAAAUACGCAGGGGGCAGGCCCCAGGCGAAGCGGCGCUCCUACUACACGGUCGGCGACCUCGUGCCCGGCGACGUUAAAUCCGACGUCAAACUCAUGAGCUACUACAUGAAGAACCGCAAGGCCGCCGAGGAUGCCUCUCCGUUAAUUAUACAUCAUCAUAGCGUACCUAUUAGCGAGGAUCACGAUGGUUAGUAUGAAUUUUCAAUCGAUCAAGCUGAAAUUAAAAAAAACAGGCUUACUUACGGAUUUGCUUUUUCUUUUUUACCUUUUGCUGACGAGAAAACAAAAAAAAAAUGAGCACCUCUCAAGUGGCAUAAGUCAUCUUGAUAAUUAAGCGCAACAAA